Symbiodinium necroappetens is the source of this 2175-nucleotide messenger RNA. The record is from the annotation of a GenBank genome assembly. Lineage: Eukaryota; Dinophyceae; Suessiales; Symbiodiniaceae.
AUGGUGCAGAUGGAGGACAGAUUGGUGCCGGUUGGAAAGCCACAGGUGGAGAAGGUUGAGACAGGCGUAGUGACAACUGGGAAGGCGACCAGGGUUGUGGAGAUCUACAAUCAGGACGAGACGGAAUGCAUCACGAUCGGUGCUUCCGGCAGCACACGCACUCCGGAGGUCUGCGACAUCAUCAGUAGCUUCGUGAAGAUCCCGCCAGACAAGAUCCAGCUUGUUUCGAAGGUGGGAGUAUUUCCUAUCAAGCAGAGGCUGUCGGACGAGGUUGCGAGCAAGGUCAUUGCGCUUGGAGUGAAAAGCUUUCACAGACCUGUUCAGCAAUACCCACAUCCGAUUGUCGUCAUCGGGGCUGGUCUGGGAGGUAUGCAAACAAUGAUCAGCUUCAAGAAAGCCGGUCGGAAAGACCUAAUAUGCCUGGAAAGACUAGGGGCUUUCGGCGGGCAUUCUUGGAUCGUGGUUUCCAACAAGUACACCAAGCUGCAAACUGAAAGCGGCAACUAUCACGUUGACUUCUUUUUGCCGGACGCCCCUGCAACUACCGAAGUUGAGGGCGACGCAUACAAGACCUGGCCAACAAGAGAUCAACUUCUGAAGAUGUUCAGAGAAGCUGCAAGGAUUCACGAGUUGGGACCGCUGACCAGGUUCCACACGCACGUCGACAAGAUCAGACCUCUUCCGGAUGGCAGUGGCUAUGCCGUUCACACAUUCCCUUCCAAUAACGAGGAUGCCGAGGGAGAGCUGAUCGUCGCUUCAGCAGUUAUCACUUGGCCCGGAAACCUUUGCAAAUACCGCGAGCUGGAGUGGCCUGGCGAGGAGGACUUUGGUGGCUAUAUCGCCUACGCUUCGUUCUCCAUGGUUGACUACAGAGAAGCUGAAGGAAAGGUGUGUAUUCUAUACGGGCAUGGUGCCUUCACAAUUGAGAACGUCCGGACGCUCUGUGAGCACAGGUGCAAGAAAGUCAUCGUGAUGUGCCGCAAGCGAAAUCUCUGCGGGAUGAGGGUGAUGUCUUGGCUGGUGGGCUUCCUUGAGAACCCGGUGCCUGGUACCAUCUUGCUUGAGGGCUUCCAGAAGAUGUACGACCUCGUAGGCUUUGAUUGCUGGUCUGCACAUUGCGUCAAGACGGACGAGAAGCGCAGCUACGCGCAAAUAACGCAGAGAACAGCUUUUGGCGUAACUGAUGUUUACUUCCUGGCUGGCUAUUAUGGCUUGAUGGAGGUCCUUGUGGAUGAAAUCAAGCGACUUACCAAUGGCUGUGCUCAGACCAAGAAAGGCAAGAAGAUCAAGUGUCAGCUCAUCCUCAAAGCGGUGGGAGUCACUCCAGAUCCUCAGAAAGACAAAAUGCUCGGUUUGAAGGAGCUGGUGGGCUUGUGGGUCAACGGAGAUCCGCUUCGCCCAGUAUGUUGCAAUGGCAUGUUUGUCGAAGCUCAGAACUUUGGCAGUUUCAGCUCCGGACCCUCGUUUGUCAGCUCGGUCCGAAUCUUCAGAUGGUUCGUGGAUUAUCCAGCAGACUUCGAGAUCGUUCGGGGAAUUCUUCCAAAGCUGCGGCCAAGUCCUGAACAGCCUGCUUAUGUGCCUGGCGCGCGACAUUUGAUGCCAACUUUCACGGCCAUGAACAUGGUCCCAAUGUUGGGUGCCGAGCUCGCUGUCGCUGGAGCGCAGAAGCACAUCAAGCAACAGAGCCGACAUCCUCUGAAGCACUACCUCAGCGAGUGCAGAAAUGAAUGGCAGGCAUAUAUCCGUCAGUGGAAGAAGGACGGCAUGAUCGAUGAGAGCAAGCCAGAGCCGCCUUAUCCCUACACCGAAGAAAUGGUGCAAAGUUGGAUUGAUCGGACGAACAUGGAGUGGAUGCGCAAAGCUGCGAUGGCAAGUCAAAGACAGCAGCAGCUUCUUGGUGGCCGGGGUGUUCUGCUACACACCGCAACGCUGCAUAAGGCUGACAAAUGGAAGAGUCGAAGUAGUGUUAUCCUGCUGAUCCAAGGCUCUCCGGCUGAAGCCCGAGCCGCGCCCCUCUUCCAGUCAACAAAAUCUGUUGAUGUAGCGCCGAAGAGAAAAGAUGCUUUGUCUACUUCUGUUCAAGAUGCCUGGACGUGUACGGCUCUGCCUCGUGAUGUUGUGUUACAGGAAAUACAUCUUCAUCUACGACAAGCAGGGAAUAGAGCCGUGCGCUGA